This is a messenger RNA of Polyodon spathula (Mississippi paddlefish), 4963 nucleotides long. RefSeq names its product lysine-specific demethylase 2A-like. Lineage: Eukaryota; Metazoa; Chordata; Actinopteri; Acipenseriformes; Polyodontidae. Gene Ontology annotation, biological process: regulation of transcription by RNA polymerase II; protein demethylation. The record is from RefSeq and is a predicted model, not a curated record. The transcript is spliced from 23 exons. Bases 739 to 4629 code for a protein of 1296 amino acids. Gene Ontology annotation, molecular function: histone demethylase activity; protein binding; transcription coregulator activity.
CGCUGGCGAGCGGAGUGUGUGUUUCUGUGACGGCUUGAAGAUGGCGGAAAGGCCAGCGCAACUUUAACGGAUAAGAAACAAGAAAACAACAACAACCCGGCGAGGCAGCGCCGAGAGCCCGAGAAAGAGGGAGAAAUAACCGACAAGAGAAGCGUUUACCGAGGCGGCUUCACAGGAAACCCCCCUCCACCCGGAGAGAGAGAAGCUGAACCAAGAAGAACAUUUACACAAAAAAAAAACCAUCUCUCUAUAUAUUUAAAGCCGACUCGACCCUCCUUCUCCUCCGUGCUGUUUUUAAAUGCCAGUUUCUGAGUGUGUUUUCAGAUCUGUGUAAUUCACACGCACUGAAGAAGGGGAGAGGAGGACGCUUUCGCUUUUGUAAACAGCCAUCAUUUCUAAUUAUUUUUGUAUUUAUUCGCUGUUCUUUUGAAAGGAAAUCCUCUUACUGCUUUCACGCCUUCCUAAUAUCCAGUAGCGUGUGGAUCUCUAUAUGUAGAUAUAUAGAUAUAUAGAUAUAUAGACGCACACAUUGGCGAUCCCUCCUGUACAUAAAAAUGUAAAGAAACUUCAGGCCACAGGGGGGAAAAAAGCGGAAACAAAACAAGACAACACAUGAUUAUUUAUUACUAUCAUCAUUAGUUUAGUGUUUUUUUCUUCAAAACGCAGGAAAACAGCCGCCUCUCUCUGCACUCCGCCGAUGAGAUAUUAAUAAUAAUAAUAAUAAUAAUAAUAAUAGCGAUGGACUCGGAGGGGGCGAAAGUGCGCUACAGCAAGAGACUGCGUUCUGGCACUAGGAGGCGCUAUCAGGACGAUGGAAUCUCGGACGACGAGAUUGAGGGCAAGAGGACCUUUGACCUGGAAGAGAAACUGAUCAGCAGCAACUACAACGCCAACUUCAUCAAGGUCAUGGAGGGCAAAGAUUUGGACUUCAAGUACAUUCAGAGGGAAGGGCUCCGUGAUCCUUUGAUAUUCAUGAAGCCCGAUGGACUUGGAAUCAAGAUGCCAGACUCUGACUUUGGUGUGAACGACGUGAAGCACUUUGUUGGGAGCAGGCGGAUGAUCGAUGUGAUGGAUGUCUCCACUCAGAAGGGGAUCGAGAUGUCGAUGAGUCAGUGGCGCCGGUACUACGAGACCCCGCCGGAGGACAGAGAGAAGCUCUACAACGUCAUCAGCCUGGAGUUCAGCCACACGCGUCUGGAGAACCUGGUGCAGAGACCAGCCAGCGUGGACCUGAUCGACUGGGUGGAUAACAUGUGGCCCCGACACCUGAAGGACAGACAGAGGGACUCGACCAACGCCAUCUUCGACAUGAAAUACCCCAAAGUUCAGAAGUAUUGUUUGAUGAGUGUCCAGGGCUGCUACACGGACUUCCACAUCGACUUCGGGGGGACCUCCGUCUGGUACCACAUUCACAAGGGCGGAAAGGUUUUCUGGGUCAUCCCUCCCACCCCUCAGAAUUUGGAGCUGUACGAAAACUGGGUGCUGUCGGGAAAGCAGGGAGACAUCUUCCUGGGAGACAAGGUCUCGGGGUGCCAGCGCAUCGAGCUGAAACAGGGGUACACCUUCAUGAUCCCUUCAGGCUGGAUCCACGCAGUGUACACUCCGGAGGACACACUGGUUUUCGGGGGGAACUUUCUGCACAGCUUCAACAUCCCUAUGCAGCUCCACAUCUACAAUAUAGAAGACAGGACCCGGGUCCCUGCUAAGUUCCGCUACCCCUUCUACUAUGAGAUGUGCUGGUACGUGCUGGAGAGAUACCUCUACAGCCUGACCAGCAAGUCAUACCUCACCAAAGAGUUCCAGAGAGAGUCCCUGGGCAUCGGUCUGGAAUCUGAGAUGAAUGGAGCAAUCAAAAAGGAGGAGGAGGAGGAGAAGGAAGAGUGUGGAGGGAGUGGAAAUAAAAACGGGGGUGACGACGGCGAGUGUGCCCGGGCACUGUCUCGCCCUCCGGGGGAGGGGGGAGGGGGAGAGGCAGGAGGGGAGAAAGGAGGGGGGAAGGCGAGGGCUCAGCUCACUCCCUUUGAACUGGAGGGGCUCUGGAACCUGGUGGGCAAACUGGAGUCUCUGCCUCCCCACAAGAAGUGCAUUCCAGCGGGCAUCGAGGACCCGCAGUCACUGCUGAGCGAUCUGAAGGACCUCCUUGAGCAGCAGAGUGGUUCUGAUCCAGAGCUGUCCUACACUGGGGUCCCAAUUGUCAAGUGGCCCAAGAGGCCCCCCUCUCUGCUCCCCCCUGCCUCAGUGGGGCGCCCCAGGCUGUACCCCUCCUCUCAGCAGGCGGGGGGCCGGGCCCCGCGGCAGGGUCCUCGGGGUGUGGUGUCCGCCUCGCUGCGGCGCAGGAGGGUGCGUUGUAAGAAGUGUGCGGCGUGUUUGAGGAGGGAGUGCGGUUCCUGCAACUACUGCAGAGACAUGAAGAAGAACGGGGGUCCGGGCAGAAUGAAGCAGAGCUGCAUGCUGAGGCAGUGUCUCUCUCCUGGUCUCCCCCUCUCCUCUGUCUGUGUGGUGUGUGAGGAGGGGUCCCAGGACCUCGAUGACACUCACGAUGUCUCUCGCGUCCUGAUGGAGUGCUCCGACUGCAGCGAGAUCGCGCACCCCGGCUGCAUAAAGGUCCCGGGUGAAGGGGUGCUGAAUAAGGACCUACCGAAUUGCUGGAGGUGUCCCAAAUGCUGCCUGGAGGAGGCAGACAGCCAGUCUGAGUCCUCUGAAUGCAGCACUGCCUCUGCCGGCUCUCUCUCCCUCUCGCCCGCCUCUCAGGUCUCCAGCCUCCGUGAGAGGCGGCAGCUCCGAGGAGCAGGGAACUGCGCCCCGAACCCCAGGAGUACCUCCCGCACGCCCCGCUCCCCCGCCUGCGCCACCCCGCACACCCAGAGGCAGCGCAGACACACGCAGGCAGCUCAGCGUUACAAGGACUGCCUGCAACAGCAGCAGCAGCGCAAGAGGAGACUGCAGAGCAACCACGCAGCUGCACUGGAGCUGCGGCUCAGGAAGAGGAUUAAACUGGAACGGGAGAAGAUUUUACUUCAAGCUAAGAGGAAAUCUGUGGAUGGUUCAGUAGCACAAUCCAAAAUGAAGAUCUUACGCUCUCUGAGAAGCAGAGAGGACUCGAUGGACGGAGCCGGGCCAGGGGGCCGGAGUAGAAUCUCCCAGGGUUCCGCCGCCUCCUCGGUCUCCACCAGGAGUGGGCGGGGCGUGUCCACGCGCUCCUCCCAUGGGAGAGAGGCGGGGCCUGGGGGCGGGGCCAGGAGGAGGCGGGGCUCUGCGGCGACGGGAGCCCCACGCAGGAGCAGCAGAGAGGGGGUGGAGAGGAGCGAAAACCUGAGCCUGCGAGGAGCGAGAUUCAGGAGAAGGCAGCAGCAGCAGCAGCAGCAGCAGCACUCCACUGGCAGACUCCGUCGCUCCAGAGUCACCUCUCCCUCCUCCUCGUCCUCCUCCUCCUCCUCCUCCUCCUCUUCUUCUUCUUCCUCCACUUCCUCAAAGCGGCAGGGCAAAGAGAACCAGCCGGGCCGGAGGGAGGGCUCCCCGUCCCCCCUCGCAGGCGACCCCCAGUCCGAGGGGGAGGUGGAGGCGAGGGAGGGUCUCACCCUGGCGGCGUCGACGGAGAGCGAGGAAGAGGAGCAGCUGGCGCGGAUCAAGGGCUCCUUCCUCACGGUCACCCUCCAGCGGGCUCCCAAAACGCCCAGCAACGGCUCCCCCCUCUCCCCCUCCCCCUCGUCCUCCAUCGUCCCCCGGCUGCAGGCCAUCGCCCAGCGCUCCCCCCGGGCCAGGCCGCGGCCCCAGUGCAACGGGGAGCCCUCCAGGACAGCAGGGGGCGCUGUGGACAGGGACCUGGGCAUGCAGAAGGAGGUGUGGAUGUCGGUGUUCAGGCUGCUGAGCCGCAGAGAGCUGUGUGAUUGCAUGCUGGUGUGCAAGGCCUGGCACCGGUGGGGCUGUGAUAAGAAGCUGUGGAUGAAGAUUGAUCUCAGCCGCUGUCGGUCGAUCAGUCCCCAGGCUCUGAGCGGCAUCAUCAAGAGGCAGCCAGUCACCCUGGACCUGAGCUGGACUCACAUCUCCAAGAAACAGCUCACCUGGCUAAUCAACAGACUGCCAGGGCUGAAGGAUCUCAUCCUGGCUGGCUGCACCUGGUCCUCGGUCUCUGCUCUCAGCUCCUCCAGCUGCCCCCUGCUCCGGACAUUGGAUCUGAGGUGGGCCGAGGGGGUCAAGGACUCCCAAAUCAGAGACCUGCUGUCCCCCCCAGGCCCUGAUAACCGCAGUAAGCUGCGCAGCAUGGUCUCGUUCCGGCUGGCUGGCCUCGACCUCACGGACGCCACGCUGCGGCUCAUCAUCAGGCACAUGCCCCUGUUGGCCAGGCUGGACAUCAGCCACUGCAGCCAGGUCACCGACCAGUCCAUCAACCUGCUGACCGCCGUGGGGUCUUCAACCAGGACCUCGCUGACCGACAUCAACCUCGCGGGCUGCCACAAACUGACAGACGCCUGCCUGGGGUUCCUGAAACGCAUCCCUCACAUCUCCACCAUCGACCUGCGCGGCUGCAAAGGCAUCUCCAGGAAGGGCUGCGAGACCCUGACCUCCGAUCUGAACCUCAGAGCCCCAUACUGCCUGAGCGAAGACAACUUCAUACAGAGACUGAGCUGAGAGAGGAGGGGCUGGGGGGGGCAGAGACUGGGAGACCCUCAGAGCCCCCUACUGCCCUAGCGAAGACAACUUCAUACAGAAGCUGAGCUGAGAGAGGGAGGGGCGGUGCGGGAGAGACUGGGAGACCCUCCGAGCUGAACCUCAGAGCCCCCUACUACCUGAGCGAAGACAACGUCAUACAGAGACUGAGCUGAGAGUGGAAGUGUCUCGAACCGUGGACAACCUCUGUAAAGAAUAACGCUGCUCCAAUCCUGCGAUUACACUCUCUCUCUGUCUCUGUCUCCUUCUGUCUGUGUCUCUAUCGCUCUGUCCUCUCUCUCCCAGCCUCUGUCUC